GACAUACAUCAUUUCAGCCCAUCCUACAGCUGCUACCACAGGGAUGGAGACUACAGCAUUGCGGGAAUAACCGAGACCGCCUGCCGAGAGACAAAUUCAAUUGACGGACCUUUUCUUUCAAUAUUUUUCCUGACGAUAAUAACGCGCAGAGGGAGCUCGGUGCUGCAGCUGUCACUGGGUUAAAACCUGUCAACCUUGGAGAGACAGAACUCCUCGCUACCGGCUGCUACUGCGGCGCAAACCGGAUCUCACGUCCAACCUGGAGACGUUUUUGCUGCAUUCAUGAUGAUCUGAGCGUGACUUCUGGACGCUGAGUGGAGGCAUCCCUCUCUCUCUCUCUCUCGCUCUCUCUCCCUUCAGUUUCUUUCUCUCCUGCCCCCCUUCCGUCUUUCUUUCUCUCUCUCUCUCUCCUUUCUUUUCGCGGGUUCAGCACCGGCUGCCUUUUUAUAGUUAUAGCCCUUUUUUCAGCGCUGGGUAAGCCGACAGAGAUGGGAGGACCGGGUUUCAGGACCACGGAGAGCGCCCGACUACUGCUGUUCAUUGUGUUUGGUGUGCUGCUGCUUUCCGGGGCGCUGGGGGAGCAGGAGGGGGAGAACCUGUCGGGUCUCUCCAACAACCCGGACAAAGCCAUCUUCGCUGUUCGGGAGAACGGCACGACAUGUUUGAUGGUGGAGUUCGCCGUGAGAUUCCUCGUGCCAUAUGACGUGCUCGCGCUCAAUGGGAUAGACCUGAUCACAGAGCAGGCGUCGUUCACUCUGCCCCGUGGUGCAGAAAUCGAGGGGAAAUGCGGGAUCACCGAGUCAGAGAUCCACAUAACCUGGAAGAACGAAGCUUACACUCUCCGCAUCUACUUCUCUAAGGAGUUCCGUGACAAGGAGGAAGAGGUGUGGAAGGUUAGCAAGGUCCAGUUCGUCUACGACACCUCGGAGACAUCGCAUUUCAUCAACGCAUACAACCCCGGGAAGCACACAGCAAGCACCCACCGCCUGUCGGCCCUGGUGACCCCCGCUGAGCACUCCUUUGUGUGCGCGGCACAGCAGACCCUCACCCUAAUCUCCAGUGACCACCAGAAGGGUGUCACAGUCUCCAUGUACGACAUCCAGAUCCAGCCCUUUGACAUCGCCUCUGACUUCAUGUUCGGUGAACCCUUCAAGUGUAUCACCGACCAGCGGGAGCGCCUGGAGGAGACCCUCCCCAUCGUCCUGGGUUUCAUUUUGGCUCUCAUCAUUGUCAUCACGCUCACCGUCUACCACUUCCACCUAAAGCUGACAGCACCCCAGCCUCAGCUCCCCAGAGAUCGCUCCAUGUACAAGAACAUGUAGUCAGCAGCUGCGGCUCCCUCGGCUCUCUCCAAAGCUAUCCUGAUAAAAGACUUGUAUCCUCCAUGUCCCAGGCCUAUCACCAGAGGAAAGUGGUCGGCCAUGGACUGAUCCCCUGAUAAGAAGAAAUUUGUGUAGCCUGCACUGCAGGCCCACUGGAACUUUCCAUCAGCUAAAACACAGGUGAAUCGGACAGCUUGGGGCUUAGCAUGGAUGUAGUUGGAGGGUCAACCCACAAAAAUCAAACACACCGGGAUGCUGAAGUAAAUCUGUGUGCCAUAAAUUCAUAGUCUGUAUCACAGUGAUUGGAAUUUUAAGGAAAAUAAAAACAUUAAUUUAAGCCUUAUGAAACUAAAAUUGAUUUAUGUUCAGAUUGGCGUUUGUCUGACAUUUGAAAAUCACCGGUUUCUUUCCUGAUAUCACUGAGGCCUACUUCAUCACUUUUUAUCCAAUUGUCUUCAGAAGAAAUUACAGAUAUUUGCCUGAACGUCUGCUGUUUGUCAUGCCUCCUUCUCUCCGAAACUGCUGCUACACAAUUCAUUACCUACUGUUGGUUCUGUAUUUGCUAACCUCAAAACAUUUUUUUUCAAGAAUCCCUUUUUUAUUUCAGUUUUGAAUGCAGCCAGUGUUGACAGUGGACAAGUCUUGUUGUGUGUACAGUGCUGUGGCAUUAAGAGUUGCAAUGUUUUUGCUUUCACUUAAAAAAUAUAUUUUUUCUCAAAACUUAAGUAUUGAACAUAUCAAAAAAAUAAGAAUAAAGUCUGACUAAAAAAAGUCUGUACUAAUAUGAAGAAUUUAUCAGAAUACCAUGUGGGUGUUUAUUAAAUGCAGAGGUUAUGAAAAUAAAAAAGUAAUAAUGUGUAAAAUAUUUUCAGAAACAAAGUCUAUGCAUUAACUUCUGCUGAUGCAAAUCUUGUGCAGUAUUCUUCUGUUCAUUGAAUAAAUUAU
This is a messenger RNA of Platichthys flesus (European flounder), 2267 nucleotides long. RefSeq names its product lysosomal associated membrane protein family member 5 (gene lamp5). The transcript is spliced from 6 exons. Gene Ontology annotation, cellular component: membrane. The record is from RefSeq and is a predicted model, not a curated record. Bases 489 to 1322 code for a protein of 277 amino acids. Lineage: Eukaryota; Metazoa; Chordata; Actinopteri; Pleuronectiformes; Pleuronectidae.